This is a messenger RNA of Phytophthora sojae, 634 nucleotides long. RefSeq lists its product as hypothetical. NCBI's taxonomy places the organism in Eukaryota, Oomycota, Peronosporomycetes, Peronosporales, Peronosporaceae. Gene Ontology annotation, cellular component: catalytic step 2 spliceosome; post-mRNA release spliceosomal complex; post-spliceosomal complex. Gene Ontology annotation, biological process: mRNA 3'-splice site recognition; generation of catalytic spliceosome for second transesterification step. The coding region runs from base 5 to 634 and encodes 209 amino acids. The transcript is spliced from 4 exons. The record is from RefSeq and is a predicted model, not a curated record.
CAGGAUGGCGCGCAAUGAGGAGAAGGCGCAGUCGCUGCUGAACCGAUGGACGUCCAUGAAGCAGGACUUCGCGGACACCUUCAAGAACCGACGCCCGUACCUGGCCUCGCAGUGCGACAACCUCAAGGACGCUGAGCGUUGGCGGCGCCAGAUCAUCCGCGAGAUCUCCAAGAAGGUGGCGGACAUCCAGAAUGCUGGCUCGAGCGAGCACGUGAUUCGCGAUCUGAACGACGAGAUCAACAAGCGCAUUCGCGAGAAGCGGCACUGGGAGCGGCGGAUCGUGCAGUUGGGCGGCCCGGACUACGCGCGCACGCAGCCGCAGGCAUAUGACGCGGACGGGUCGGCGGUGAGCGGGGUCGGCGGCUACAAGUACUUCGGCGCCGCCAUGAAUCUCCCAGGAGUGCGCGAGCUGUUCGAGAAGGAGGAGCCCGAGCCACGCAAGCGCACUCGGCAAGACAUGUACAAGCACAUUGAGCCGGACUACUACGGCUACCGCGAUGACGAGGAUGAACAGCAGCUGAAGGACGAGCAGGAGGCGGAGGAGAGAUUAAGACAGCGCGCCAUGGACGGCUGGGACGCCGCGGAGGCCAAGCGCAAAGCUCAAGUUGCAGAGUUGGGCGUGCCCACACAUUGA